Molecule: messenger RNA, 1317 nt
Organism: Emericellopsis atlantica
Lineage: Eukaryota; Fungi; Ascomycota; Sordariomycetes; Hypocreales; Bionectriaceae
Exons: 2
Coding region: 102-1079 (325 amino acids)
Molecular function (GO): RNA binding
Source: RefSeq, a predicted model, not a curated record
CUCUGCCGAGACAAACCAAAAAAAAAAAAGUGACUGACGUUCUCGCUUGGUAUCUGCAUCCCACCAAACCUCACCUUACUUGACCAACAACGCCCGCCAAAAUGAGGACCAAGCGUGCGAACGAGGCCAAGGAGAUUGACGAGAACUCUCCCGUGGAGGGAGUCGACGUUCCCGCGAAGAAGCGCAAGCGCACAGCGGAAGACGACUCUGCUGUGGACGGAACGGUGAAGAAGAGCAAGAAGGACAAGAAGGACAAGAAGGACAAAAAGUCCAAGAAGGGCUCCGAGAGCCGCAAGGAGAGGAAAGAGAAGCGCAAGGACUUGCAGGACCUCCCGGAACAAGAUGACGAAGCCGAAGACGAGCAAGCCAACGAGAAGGUUGUCGCGACCGAGGCCGUAGUCGAAGACACGGACAAGGCCAAGGCCAAGGCCGAGAAGAAGGCGGCCAAGAAGGCUAAAAAGGAAAAGAAGGCGGAAAACAAGUCGAAGAAGGAAGCUGGCGCUGCCAACGGCGAGACGACCGCUACCAAUGGAGACGAGGCCAAAGCUGCUGCUGCUGCUGCUGCUGGCAAGGAUGCCAUUGACCUUGACGCCAGCACUGCAUCGAAAGCUGACCGACACAUUGUCUUUGUGGGCAAUCUUCCCUUCUCCGCCACCGCCGCUUCGAUAUCGGCUCAUUUCUCCUCCCUGAGCCCUGUAGCAGUGCGCUGCUUGAAGAACAAGGGCGACGACAAGCCGUGCCGAGGCAUCGCCUUUGUAGAAUUCGGUUCCGGAGCGCACAUGAGGACGUGCCUCGACAAGUUCCACCACUCCAUGUUCGACGAUGGCAAGAGCGCUCCCAGGCAGAUCAACGUGGAAUUGACCGCUGGAGGUGGCGGUAAGGGCCAGAACCGCAAGAACAAGAUUGACGAGAAGAACGUCAAACUGGACGAAAACAGGGCCAAGAGGAUCGAAAAGGAGCAGACUGCCAAGACGAACAAGGCCAAUGGCACUACUAAGCCGGAGGAGAAGAAGCAGAAGCCGGAGGCGGACGAUGGGAUACACCCCAGCCGCAGAGGCCAGAUGACCUGGAGGAAGUGAGGCGAAAGGUUGCGCACCCAAUUGUGUUGGAUAUAUCUUUGGCUGGCCUGUAGCAUGCUAUAAUAGACUUGUACGGCGUUUCUUGAUUUCGCGAUGAGAAUACAAAAGGCCAAAUUCAUUUCUGUUUAUAGUCAUGUCUUGCCAUUGAUGAUAGACGCCACGACCAAUGCAUGUUACUCAUGAGAUCUUGGUAUCAGGCCAUCGGUAGUCUAUACAGUAACCCUCAAAGCCGUGCCUG